AGGAAACUGUUGUCGUCGUCACGGACCCAGACCGAUCGGCCGAGCUUGACAGUCAUGCCCGUCAACGAGGAUAUAACCAACGACGUCAGGUUGACGCAGGCGGAACCCGGAAGAGCCGGUCCAGCCGCAGGAUCUCGGCAGAAGAUGUCUGGGGAACAUCCGGUGGCGGACUCCUCGUCGAUGUCAGCACCCUCAGGUCUCGCAAAUGGCACCGUGGAGCGACAAGGCGUCGAGAAACGGGAUUUCCGCAGCAUACCACGCCGGAACGCCCAUGAAAAGCUCUUCCGGGACUUCUUUGAGCUCGUCUUGCAGCGGGCGGUAUUCCAGUCCACCUCUGGGGAGGAUCGCGUGGUCGAAUGGGUGGACCCUCACGAUCUGCGAUCCGUGGUGGAUUUGUCACUGCCGACCGAGGGUGUUAGCCAUGAAGAACUGUUGACACUGACCCAUGACAUCAUCAAGUACAGCGUGAAGACAGGCCACCCGCACUUUGUAAAUCAGCUGUUCUCCAGCCUGGAUCCGUACGGGCUGCUGGGCCAGUGGUUGACCGACGCCCUUAAUCCGUCCGUUUACACCUACGAGGUGUCCCCGGUGUUUUCUCUGAUGGAAGAGGAUGUGCUGCGGGAGAUGCGCGCCAUAAUCGGCUGGCAGAGCGGCGAAGGUCUUUUCUGUCCCGGCGGUUCCAUGGCGAACGGAUACGCCAUCAACCUGGCGCGUCACUAUAGAUAUCCAAACCUGAAGCAAUCCGGACUAUCGCAGCUGCCACGGUUGGUGGUGUUCACGUCGGAGGACGCGCAUUAUUCCGUGAAGAAGCUCGCUGCGUUCCUGGGUAUCGGCUAUGACAAUGUGUAUCUGGCCAAGGUCGAUUCUCGUGGAAAAAUGGUGGUCUCUGAUUUGGAGGCGCAGAUUGCCAGGGCCAUCGAAGAGGGUGCCGCGCCACUCAUGGUGUCCGCCACCGCGGGCACCACCGUGAUAGGCGCGUUUGACCCUCUUCAAGAAAUCGCCGAGGUCUGCAAAAAGUACGGCUUGUGGUUCCACGUAGAUGCUGCGUGGGGUGGCGGCGCCCUCGUUUCCCGGACGCAUCGCGGCCUCUUGAGUGGUAUCCAGUUCGCGGAUUCAGUCACCUGGAACCCCCAUAAGAUGCUCGCUGCGCCACAGCAAUGUUCCACCCUGCUGCUCCGCCAUGAAGGUUUGCUGCAAGCGGCGCAUGGUUGCAGAGCGAGCUACCUCUUCCAGAACGACAAGUUCUAUGAUCCGUCGUUCGAUUGCGGCGAUCGACAUGUGCAAUGCGGCCGCCGUGCCGAUGUCCUUAAGUUCUGGUUUAUGUGGAAGGCGAAGGGCACGCGCGGCCUCGAGGCUCACGUUGAUCGCGUGUUCGCGCUUUCACGCCACUUCGUCGAUCUUAUCAGAACGCGCGACGGCUGGCACCUGCUCGCUGAACCGGAGUGUACCAAUGUAUGUUUCCGCUAUGUUCCGCCGUCGAAGAGGCACUUGGCCGGUCCAGAACUCGAUCAGGCGCUCCACAAGAUUGCGCCGAUGAUCAAGGAACGUAUGGUGCGAGCCGGUACGAUGUUAAUUACGUACCAGACAUUAAGAAAUAUGCCAAACUUCUUCAGAUUGGUAUUGCAGAAUUCGGGAGUGACGGAAGCCGACAUGAAGUUCUUUGUCGAGGAGAUAGAAAGACUUGCUGUGGAUCUUUGAUUAGUAAAUAGUAAAUGUUGUAAAUAGUGAUAUAGAAUGUAUAUGUAUUAUUAGUAUAAGAAAUAGUUGCAUAAUAAAUCAACAAUCACAUUGAAAAAA
Messenger RNA from Pogonomyrmex barbatus (red harvester ant), 1797 nucleotides. RefSeq names its product glutamate decarboxylase-like protein black (gene black). Gene Ontology annotation, biological process: carboxylic acid metabolic process. NCBI's taxonomy places the organism in Eukaryota, Metazoa, Arthropoda, Insecta, Hymenoptera, Formicidae. Gene Ontology annotation, molecular function: pyridoxal phosphate binding; carboxy-lyase activity. Gene Ontology annotation, cellular component: cytoplasm. The record is from RefSeq and is a predicted model, not a curated record.